UUUUGAAACCCAUGUUGGCUAUCCAGAAUAUGAAAUUUGGUAUCUUCCUUUUGUGGUGGGGAUGGGUUUUGGCCACUGAAAGCAGAGUGCACUGGCCAGGAAGAGAAGUGCACGAGAUGUCUAAGAAAGGCAGUCGGCCUCAAAGACAGAGACGGGAAGCACAUGAAGAUGUCCACAAGCAAGGCAGUAGCCCAAUUCUGAAACGCAGCCCUGACAUCACCAAAUCACCUCUGACAAAGUCGGAGCAGCUGCUGAGGAUAGAUGACCACGAUUUCAGCAUGAGACCUGGCUUUGGAGGCCCAGCCAUUCCUGUUGGCGUGGAUGUGCAGGUGGAGAGCUUGGACAGUAUCUCAGAGGUCGACAUGGACUUUACAAUGACCCUCUACCUGAGGCACUACUGGAAGGAUGAGAGGCUGUCUUUUCCCAGCACCAAUAACCUCAGCAUGACAUUUGACGGCCGGCUGGUGAAGAAGAUCUGGGUCCCGGAUAUGUUUUUCGUGCACUCCAAGCGCUCCUUCAUCCACGAUACCACCACAGACAACGUCAUGCUGCGGGUCCAGCCGGAUGGCAAGGUGCUCUACAGCCUCAGGGUUACAGUGACUGCAAUGUGCAACAUGGACUUCAGCCGAUUUCCCCUGGACACACAAACGUGCUCGCUUGAAAUUGAAAGCUAUGCCUAUACAGAAGAUGACCUCAUGCUCUACUGGAAAAAGGGCAAUGACUCUUUAAAGACAGAUGAGCGGAUCUCACUCUCCCAGUUCCUCAUUCAAGAAUUCCACACCACCACUAAACUAGCCUUCUACAGCAGCACAGGCUGGUACAAUCGUCUAUACAUUAAUUUCACUUUGCGUCGUCACAUCUUCUUUUUCUUGCUCCAAACCUAUUUCCCUGCCACCCUGAUGGUCAUGCUGUCCUGGGUGUCCUUCUGGAUUGACCGUAGAGCAGUGCCUGCCAGAGUCCCCUUAGGCAUCACGACGGUGCUGACCAUGUCCACCAUCAUCACGGGCGUGAACGCCUCCAUGCCCCGAGUGUCUUACAUCAAGGCGGUGGACAUCUACCUCUGGGUCAGCUUUGUGUUCGUGUUUCUCUCGGUGCUGGAGUACGCAGCGGUCAACUACCUGACCACGGUGCAGGAGAGGAAGGAACGGAAAUUGAAGCUACGAGAGAAGCUCCCCUGCGCCUGUGGGUUACCGCAGUCGCGGGCUGUGAUGCUGGAUAGCAGCUACAGUGAUGGCGAAGUGAACGACCUGGGCAACUACAUGCCAGAGAAUGGAGAGAAGCCCGACAGGAUGAUGGUGCAGCUGACCCUGGCCUCAGAGAGGAGCUCUCCCCAGAGGAAAAGUCCAAGAAGCAGCUACGUGAGCAUGAAGAUCAACACCCAUGCUAUUGAUAAAUAUUCCAGGAUCAUUUUUCCAGCAGCAUAUAUUUUAUUCAAUUUAAUAUACUGGUCUAUUUUCUCAUAGAUGCCUGUAAUUCUAUAAAUUUCAAAAUUUUUUUUCAUGGUAUGUACUACAGAAAUACCUGUAUGAUGAAAAAGAUUUAAGAUUUUGGUUUUUUAAAAAAAUUCCCAGUACCAUCUUCACUAUCCCUUCUACAGCUUUCCAAAAUUUCAUUGGCAAGACAGUUUUUGCAUUUAUUAAGCAUCUAUUGUAUACAAAGCAUCAUAUUAGGUGCUAUAGCAACUGAUGUUAUCUGUUACCCUGGUCUCCCUGAAAAGCACAGUAUCAGUGUGGUGGACACUGUAGUUCAACCUCGUUUAGAUCCCAGAUGCUUGUUCACAUGAAUGCUUUCCUUGGAAUGAAUGUCAUUAUAUUCUUUGGGCUAGUUGGAAUUGGAAAACACAGUUCACUUGCAUGGAACCCACAUGCACCUAAAUCCCUACUUCAACAGAAACUCAUGCUUCAGUUUAUAGUCUAUUACCUAUUUCUUAUGCAUCUCCUUGUAUUUAAUAAAAGGCAAUAAUAUUCAAUGUUCAGUUUAUUUAUAAGUUGCAGUUCAUAAGACUUUGCCUCUUCACAAGCUCUUUAGAUUGGAGCAAUAGCUUAAUAGCUUCUGGUGGAAACAUCUCUGAUAGGAAAAUUUUGAAGAUGAGGAUGUAUGCAUGCCUUUUGUCUAUUUUGUCAUAGAGAUAACUAGGCUAGAAAACUUGUAUUUAAAUGUUCCCUUGUAUUUAAUUAUUCCCUUUACAUAAUCAUUGUUUCAAGCCUUGGGGCAGGUUUUCAGUCAAAACGAAGUCCUUUCUCAGUAACAUGGUAUCUUCACUGAGGAACUUGGGAAGAGACUAAAUAAACAGCAUUUAAAGAAAAUGCAAAAUUCAGGACUACAUAUAACUCAUGAGAAUGAGAAGUACUCACCUGGUUUCUUAAAGAGAAAAGAACACCAAAAAUCAAAAGAAGUGGGAAGACAUCCCUGGAUGUCUGCACUUACACUCAGUGAAUACCAGCAUUUUCUUUUUUUGUUUUUCGUCCUAGGGAUUGAACCCAGGGGUGUUCUACCACUGAGCUAUAUCCCAGCCUUUAAAAUUUUUAUUUUGGUACAGAGUCUCACUGAUUUGCCCAGGAUGGACUCAAACUUGUGAUCCUCCUGCCUCAGCCUCCUGAGUAGUUGGGAUUAUGGUGUGUACCACCAUGCCCAGCUAGGAUACCAGCAUUUUCUAAGAACCACAAAACAAUUGUCACUUAGAUUUUAGGUUAGGCAGCCUCUGUACCCGGCAGAAGGACACCCAGUAGCAACUCAUGUCAGGACAUAGGAUAAAGGAGAGGGUUCAUUUUAUGUUUUAUUCAAAAGGCAUUCUUUAUGCUAUGUAUCUAUAAACUGUAUAGAUCAACUCCAACCAAAACCACCCAAACAACACUUGUCGUAUUUGAAACUCACUUCAAUAAAGUGAUUCUUUCCUUUGUCA
Marmota monax (woodchuck) is the source of this 2902-nucleotide messenger RNA. RefSeq names its product gamma-aminobutyric acid type A receptor subunit rho1 (gene Gabrr1). Gene Ontology annotation, molecular function: neurotransmitter receptor activity; extracellular ligand-gated monoatomic ion channel activity; GABA-A receptor activity. Gene Ontology annotation, biological process: signal transduction; regulation of membrane potential; monoatomic ion transmembrane transport. Bases 12 to 1463 code for a protein of 483 amino acids. Gene Ontology annotation, cellular component: synapse; GABA-A receptor complex; membrane. The transcript has 10 exons. Lineage: Eukaryota; Metazoa; Chordata; Mammalia; Rodentia; Sciuridae. The record is from RefSeq and is a predicted model, not a curated record.